Messenger RNA from Ascochyta rabiei, 261 nucleotides. RefSeq lists its product as uncharacterized. Gene Ontology annotation, cellular component: mitochondrion. Lineage: Eukaryota; Fungi; Ascomycota; Dothideomycetes; Pleosporales; Didymellaceae. The transcript has 2 exons. The coding region runs from base 1 to 261 and encodes 86 amino acids. The record is from RefSeq and is a predicted model, not a curated record. Gene Ontology annotation, biological process: mitochondrial respiratory chain complex IV assembly.
AUGUCUCGAGCAUCCCAGAUCACAUUAGCGACCACCUGCACAAUCGCGAUUGGCACCGUUGCAUUCGUCCACUUUUCGCAGAAACAGGACAAAGCUGCCAUGCACGCCGGAGUUAUUCGUGACUACGAGCAGCAAAGAGUCAAACGUGAACGACAAGCCGACUUCGAGAUGCAGAAAGCGCUUCAAGAGGAAUACCUGAAGUACCAGACGGUCCACGAUAGUAGUACACCCGAACCGCCACAAGGAUCUCCGGGGAGAUAG